AUGAGAGACCAGUUGAAGAGACGUGUCUCUCGGCAUGUCACAGAGGAGGAGCUGCAACGAGACCAAGACACUGGCAAGAAGAUGUGGUUUCUGCACCACUUUGCUGUCACCAAAGACUCAAAGACUACUCCGGUCAGAGUAGUAUACGAUGCGAAAGCAAGGUAUCAGGGCCACUCGCUGAACGAUUAUCUCAUGAAGGGUGAGAAUAUAAACUCUGAUCUGUUUGAGGUUGCUUUGCGGUUCCGAGAAAGCGAAGUGGGUCUCAUCGCUGACAUCAGCAAGAUGUUCCAAGCCAUCAAAAUCAAACCUGACGAUGCCCGCUUCCACAGGUUUGUGUUUCGAGAGAGCCCUGGUCAACCCGUCCAGGUGUAUGAGCUGACGACGGUUACCUUUGGAGACAAGCCGUCUCCAACUGCUGCCAUUGUGACCUUGAGACACGUGGUAGCUGAGCACGCUACGGGUGAUGAGCAGCUGAACAGAGUGGUUGCUGAUCAGUUCUACAUGGACGACUUGAACGAAUCUGUUGUCAAUACUGAAGAAGCUCUGCAGCUUAAGUCAAAGCUCACUGAGACCCUCAAGAGAGGCAACUUUGCCAUAAGGAAAUGGCAAUCAAACGUAGAAGAAGUGUGUGACAAGACAGAAGAUACCAAGGUUGCCACAGCUCUAGGCACUAAGUGGAAUCUUGAGAAGGACACCUUGAAAGUCAAAGCAGUGAAGUCAGCCAAGGACAUCCCAACCAAACGUAACAUCCUUGGACAGACUGCUUCGUACUAUGAUGUCUUCGGCAUGCUGUCGGGACCGACAGAAGAUUCUUCUGCAGAAGCUGUGGCAGUUGAACAUUGA
Molecule: messenger RNA, 843 nt
Organism: Patiria miniata (bat star)
Lineage: Eukaryota; Metazoa; Echinodermata; Asteroidea; Valvatida; Asterinidae
Exons: 1
Coding region: 1-843 (280 amino acids)
Source: RefSeq, a predicted model, not a curated record